GGUAGUUGAUGUACAUGUUGUGAUUCUUAUUCUGAGAAUAUCUUGUAAAUUAGCACAAGCAGCUUUAUAAUUUGAUGAUCCUCUCCUUACAGUCAUAUGUCUAGGGCUAAGUGCAGCUGAAAGAUAAUUUGUACAUUUCAGGUGAGGCGGCAUAUCACCACUCGAAAAUAUUUUGGCAUAGGGCAUAUAUGAGACGCAGCCGUGCUCAACUGUGCAUCUCCGCUCUUACUGAAGUGGACAGAAUUCAGACAUUGGAAGCAGACUGUGCUGACCUCUGUUUUCCUUGCACCGCUGCUCCACUCUCACCUUCCUUCCAGCCCUCCAGAGAACAGAGGAGCCAGCUUGGAGGUCAGGGAUGGGGAAACUGGUGGAGGUUUUAUUUCAAGAUGGGAAAGGUCCACGAAGUCUUAGUGCCCACAUGUGUAAAGUGAAUUUCUUUCAGUAGAGUGACACGGGUAAUAUUUACAAUCAUUGUGAUUGUAGCUACCCAGUCCUGACCCUUGAGAUUUCUCUUGGACAUGGAUAUAUGUUUUUCUGAAAUUUGUUAAAAUUCUACUUGUUUCAUGUGAUAUUGAAGAACCAGCCUAAUCCCACUCAUUUGAUGGAGAGGAGUCAUCUACUUAAACAUGGGAGGACACAGUAAGCUAUAAUAGGAAAAAAAUCAUGUUUAUGUAAGGGGUAUCUAGCAACAUUAGAGACUGAAAGUAUCUGGUGACUUGAGCUAGGCUGAGCUUUCUCUGUACAUUGUAUGAGUUCAUAUUUCAGGAUGGUGCAUCAAAAUGGAUUCUGUGUCUCGAAAUCGUAUUUUUGAAAGGGCAAUAUUGGAAUUCACUAUGAAUUGGCAUAGAUAUAAAACCAGCAGCUUGUGUGGAUUCUUUCCUUUUGUCCCUCGGCUUUAUUUGACAGCACCCCAUUGAAGGAUUUAUUGUCAAAAUGAAGCAGGAGUUAGUACAGCCCAUGGAGUCCGCUCCCUCCCCUUUCUGCCUUCACUUCUGCAGCAUUUGUACUUUGACUGCUUCCUGGUCUCACAGAAAGAGGCAGUGCUGAGUUAGAAAGACAAAAAUAGACCUUUACAGAGAAAUAUAAAGAUUGCAACUGUGUGUGCAUGCGCGUGCCCGUGUUUCCCUGAUGUGUGUGUGCGUUUGUGUGUGUGUGUGUGUGUGUGUGCGCGCGCGCGCGCGUGGUGGUGCUGCUGCUGCUGCUGCUGCUGCUAAGAGGAAGGCAGCACUUCUCUCUUUUCACUGUGUGUUAGGCAUUUUGUACAGAUUUUUGUUUUGCUUGGGGAAAAAAAAAACACCACCUCUUCCGGAAGCUCUUUGCAUCUCUUUGGGGGAGGAAAAAAGGAACCAACUGUGAUCAGAAAACGACCAGAGACCAUUUUUAUUGGAACAACUGGUGGGGAAGAAAGCGGAGAGAUACCAUCACAGGGAUAUAAAUAUCAUCUGUUAAAAUCAUUGCUCUGGACAGCAUUAUAGAUCACUAGUGCAAUCUGACAGCCACCCUAAGGGACAGCAAUGGGGUGUUUGGGCAACAGCAAAACGGAGGAUCAGCGUAUUGAUGAGAAAGCACAGCGAGAAGCCAACAAAAAAAUAGAGAAGCAGUUGCAGAAAGAGCGACUGGCUUAUAAAGCCACACACCGUUUGCUUCUGCUGGGAGCUGGUGAGUCAGGAAAAAGCACUAUUGUCAAGCAAAUGAGGAUCUUACAUGUAAACGGAUUUAAUUCAGAAGAGAAAAAACAGAAAAUUCUGGAUAUUCGGAAAAACGUAAAAGAUGCGAUUGUGACUAUAGUUUCAGCAAUGAGCACUUUAAUACCUCCAGUUCCAUUGGCCAACCAAGAAAACCAAUUCCGAGCUGACUACAUCAAGAGUAUAGCCCCACUUUCGGACUUUGAAUAUACCCAGGAAUUCUUUGAACAUGCAAAAAAGCUCUGGGAUGACGAAGGAGUAAAGGCGUGUUUUGAAAGAUCGAAUGAAUACCAGUUGAUUGACUGUGCACAAUACUUUUUAGAAAGAAUAGACAGUGUCAGUAUGCCUGACUACACACCAACAGAUCAGGAUCUCUUAAGAUGCAGGGUUUUAACAUCCGGGAUUUUUGAGACAAGAUUCCAAGUAGAUAAAGUAAACUUUCACAUGUUUGAUGUAGGUGGUCAGAGAGAUGAAAGAAGAAAAUGGAUCCAAUGUUUUAAUGAUGUCACAGCUAUUAUAUUCGUUGUGGCCUGUAGCAGCUACAACAUGGUCAUAAGGGAAGAUAAUAACACCAACAGAUUACGGGAGUCUCUGGAUCUCUUCAAAAGUAUCUGGAACAACAGGUGGUUACGGACGAUUUCAAUCAUUUUGUUUCUGAACAAACAAGACAUGCUGGCUGAAAAAGUCUUGGCAGGGAAGUCUAAAAUUGAAGACUAUUUUCCUGAAUUUGCAAGAUACACAGUACCUGAAGAUGCAACACCAGAUGCAGGAGAGGACCCCAAAGUUACAAGAGCAAAAUUUUUUAUCCGGGAUGAAUUUUUAAGAAUAAGCACGGCAACCGGAGAUGGGAAGCAUUAUUGCUACCCUCACUUCACAUGCGCAGUUGACACAGAAAACAUCCGCAGAGUGUUCAACGACUGUAGAGACAUCAUUCAGAGAAUGCAUCUUCGCCAGUACGAACUAUUGUAACUAAACAAAAAACACCAUGGAGCCUGUGGUUUUAAACAUUUUCUUUCUAGAGUUCCUCACGUGAAGUAGAGGAAGAUACUACAUAGAUACAUCUGCCUCCUCAGUUUGUUUACUUUGACUAGCCUUUCAACCCAGUCCAUGCUUUAGGGGACAAUGUGUGUGCUGUAAUUUUUUAUAUGCCACUUCUUUGUCAUUCCACUAAGGCCUUUGGCUACCUCUGUUUCCUUCAGUUUGGUUGCAUUUUCGUUUAUUUAUAAUUGGGCACAACCUGCUAAUUUUUGUUCAGCAGGUUUGUUGGUUCAAGCCGGUAUCUGCUAGCUGGGUGACACCAUGGCAUACCUAUUGUGUGUGUGGGUUUCCUUUUCUACCAUGACGCUGAAGAGUACUUGAUGGAUGGGAGGAAAAGAAUAAUGCACUUUGUUUCAGGGUUAUGGAGUUCUGCUGAGGAUGUAUACAAGAGAUGUAGCAGCAUCACAAUAUUUAUUAUUACACUGUCAGAAUUUUCUAACAUAACUUGAGUUGCAGGUCAACGGAUGAAGUGACCUCCUCUUUUUAAAGCCAUUCUUGGCACAGGAAAUAGAGUAGAUUAGGCACAGGGAAGAGAAGCAAUUUUUUCUGGAGGUCUGGAGCAAGGAGUCUCUACACACCUCAGGCAUUUGAAUUUAGAGCUACUUUUUCCGCCUAUGGCACCUAGGCAGAAAAAUCCACCCUCACUUACAUUGUUUCUUCUGUCCACAAAUGACCAAAUUCGUUUAGAUCAUUUUUGGACAACAGUCUUCUCCCUAUAUAUAUAUAUAAUAUAUAUAUUUUUUGUUUUAUUGCUGGUUUAUUAUAUUGUACAGACUGUAAAGUGUAAUAUUAUUUUGUACACUUUUAUUGAAGAAAAAUACUUGUAGAAGAUCUUUGUGCCUUGAUUAUGGCUGUACCUGUAAAAUGAGCUAAGAUGUAAGUAUGUUUUUGACUGCGCUGUACAGCUUGAUGUCAACUUUACCUACAGCAGAGACUGGAGGGUAAAAAAAAUUCUCUGUAGAGUUUAGGGGUUUUCUGGUUUAUAUAAAAAGAACUGCUCUUUAGUAUAAAAAAUUAUAAAUUAUGCAAAGUUAGUCAUUUACCUUUCCAAGUAAAUUAUUGCUGCUACCAGAUACUGCAGCAACAUGCCUUUCUCUCAGUCUCAGCUUUAAAACAUGGAAAUUGAUUCAUGUGUCCAAAUUGCAACCUGGUGUUGUUUUAUGGGAAUCAAGGAUCUUGUUUUAUCUUUAAUAACUUUGUUCAGUAAUUCUUUGGUCAUUCAUAGACCCUUCACAAUUGAACAGAUUGUGAAACCUGUAGAAGCACCACUACAUAAAGGCUCUUCUAUCUUUGUUGCAACGGCCGCUUUCAUUGUGCAAAUCGAAGGAAAGGAGAAAAGGUGUAACCCUUGUGUCUGGCCCUAAGAGAAUUACAAGAUGACAGUUUUAUUUCUCUUAAUAAAGAGACCUUAGAAAAAUGUUUUAUUUUAAAUAUAUUGUAGAAUCACAAUGUGUGAAUAUUUCUCAAACUUGAAUAAUUUAUGCAAAUGACAUUCACAAAAUAAGUUGUGGUACAGUACAAUAUAAAAGCAAGAAUUGCUGUAGCAAUAAGGCAUGCCCUGCUCCGUAAUUGUAAGACUGCUUUAUAUUUUAUGCAUAGGUGUUAUGUCAGAGUACAUAGUUUCCUGUGUCCAAAAUAACCUGUACAAACAUUUUAAAUUUGUAGUUGCAAUAACGGAUUUAGAAGUAUUAGCCAACAUAACUUCAUAGAUUACUUAUCAUCUGGAUUAUCUUCACUGUUAAUUUAAAUUUCAAAACAAAUUAUUCUGAACGCUUCUCAACCACACAAUGUGAAUGAAUUUUUAAAUAAGGAUAGCAUGCUUGUUUAUAUAAACCCAGACUGUUUUUUUGUUUUGUUUUGUUUCCGAAAUACUGGACAGGCACAGUGUGGUUGUAAUUCUACAGAGGGGUCAAAUUAGUAAUUUUUUACUGCAACCCUUUAACACUUUUGGUCCCAUUCAACAUUUUCCAAUAUCUCAGUAAUAGUAAUCAUUGCAUGUUCCUACAAUGUUAAAAACACUUACUUCAAAAUUCCUACUUCCCUUUCCGAAAAGGAAAACCGUGGCUCCACUAAGUGACAAAAGUAGGAGAAUAUUUGAAAGGGGACAGGCAGGGGAAGUUGCGGUCAUCUUUAGUUUUCUCCCUUUCCAUGUGCAACAUGGUCUAUAUCCUGUAAGUCAAGUCAGCCAAAGGACUGUCGUGAUGCAACUGUCUGCAGUGGUUGUGAGAUAUUGGCAUUGAUUCAUCCAUAUUCUAAAUGUGAGUUCAUCAGGAAAAAUAAGCAGAUUCAGAAAUUUAGCUUCAGCACUUUGUGUGGCUUAGUAUAGUCCCCAUCCAUAAAUUCCAUCCUAAACAAAUAGGCCAGCAAUUCUCUUGUACAGUAAACCCACUGAAUCAGUUAUUUAACAAUAAAUCGACUUGUAGUUCUAACUCUAUAGUCAGGACUAGCAGGAGGAUUAGACCAUAUUUUGUAAAUGUCAUUGACUUGGGUAGGACUAGGAUCCAAGUAUGUUGUGAUCUGACAGGACCAUUUCCCUUUAGAAGGACAUCAAGAACGCUAUGUCUCAUGGGAUCCGAACUCUGUAUGCCCCAUGCAGGUAGGAAGAGUCGAAGCUCAAAUCUUCUUCUAGAGCACUGCUUCUUAAACAAUAGAUCUUAACCUCAAAUGCUGUCCCCUGAGCUCAAUGUUUUUUUUUUUGUUUUUUUUUGGGGGGGGGGCUCACAAAAAAAUUCUGACUGCCACCUAGUGGCUGUUUUACACAUCUACACAAAUCUGCGCAGUGUUUACAAUAGACUCUGCAAACUCUUCAGCUGUACUUCAUAAAAAGAAAAGUCAGCCUGUUUGGCAAGCCUUGCAAAUGCUGAUUUGUUAUCAGUAUAUGUUUGGUUUUUAUACUUUUAUAUACCUAUAUAGCCAGGGUCACAGUUUAAGAAGCCCUGUUCUAGAGAACUUUAGCAAGACUUUUUUGACUUGCGUACAAGGGAUACACAAGACCACACAUGGCUUAUUUCAACCACUCAAGAGGCUUGGCCUCGGCUUUCAGCCUGGUUUGCCAAUACUCUGCAAGCCUGUUAGCAAGGAGUUUUAAUGACUGUAUCACAUGACUGCCAUCUUAAAUUACUUCAUUAAUGUAAAGGACUCAUCUGAAGCUACUCCCCUUCCCAAUAGCCUUUUUUUAAAAAAUACUUACUGUAAAAUAACUCUACAUCAACUCUGUUGCUGACAUCAAGGAAAAGAAGUACCACAUGAGAUGGUCCUGCAGCAAUAACACUUUAAAAUUGUUUCCAGUUAGAAAGAUUAAGCCUCUAAGCAGUACAGGGCACUAUUGCAGACACAAGAGGAGGCUUGUAGGACUUACAUAGUGUACAGUUACAAACUUUUAAUAUACAUAUUUGAUACAAACACUUUAGCAAGAAAAAAAAGAUUCAUUUGAUUGUAGAAUACAAUAUUUUUGUACAGCAUGAAACGUUCACAGUUAAAUUAUCCUGUAGUUAAAAGUCAUAUCAAUUGUCUAGGAAUUUCUGUAUGUAAAGGCAAACUUUGCCUUUUGGGCUAGCAAUUCAAGUACGCAUUUGCUGGCAUGAAUGUAGUCUGAUGGACUGUUCUUUAGCUUUGGUGUGUCAGUGACUGAUUACAAGUGUCUGACUCUUCAUAGUGCUUUAUACUUAGUGAUUAAAUGCUGAACAAAAUGGAACAGGGAGGCGAAAGGCAGAAAGUGAGCUAGUGUGGAGACCACAAGCACAACUCCUGCUGUACAGUAGAUAGUAAUAAUGGUAUUCUCACAGGGAAGAAAGCACUUGUAGAGAGAGAAGUUUGAUGACGUUAUGCUGCCCUAAGAAAUAGAAACAAUGGUUUAGAAGACGGUGCGCAACAAGCGGCUAUAAGAUUUAAAGCGGUACCAUUGGUAGAAGAGCUCAGUUCUUUUCACAGCGUCAGUGCUUUCAACUGCACUGCAAACAAAGAGACUAGGACAGUUUGGAAACCCUUCAUCCUAAACACUCUGCUGUUAAGCACUAGAACAAUACUGAGCCAUGUGAAGGAAUUAAGUUCCCAAAUAAGAUCACAAAAGCUUAAAAUAAUAAUAUUGACAGGUUCAGAUCACAUUGCAGUUACUGGCCACAGUCCAACAAUGAACUAGACCCUUUUGAGCACAUUAGUAUCAAUGUGAUUAAAGGCGCUUAAACUGUGUUGGAAAUUCGCUGUUUGUAUCUGAGGGACAACAUUUUUGAGAUCACAUGAGGGGCAAGACCAGAUUAGCAAUGUUCUUGUAGUAUUUGAGGGAAGGAAAAUCACAGAUAAGAAAACCAUCUAUAUUUCAGAGUGCUGGAAAAAUGUCAUUCUGAAAUAAACUGAAUUAUUGGUCAGUAAUCGUCCCAAACAAUAUUGAAGAGGCAAUAUGGUUUCAAAGUUUCCAACUGUUUAACAUUUGUGUUAUUUGCUGAGUCACAAAGAUCUUUUAUACAUAAACUAAAAAACGGUCCCUAUAGAGAACUGAUUUGCCCUUCCCAUGCACAAGAGGCUGGACAACUAAACAUAGAAUUGGUUUUUUGAAGGUAGAAAUGUACAUGUUUUAGAACCAGGAAACUUUUUGUGUUUCAGGUUAAUCUACUGAGAAUUGUGAUGACCUAGUAUACCCAAAGUAAAGCUAACUGUGAAAUAGGUUCGCCUGAAUAGAAUUUUGCUGCCCUAUGAGAUAUAUAGUUUGCACUUUUGAAAGAUUAAAGAACCAUGCAGAUAAAUAUGGUCUUGUGGAUAAAUCAGCCAAGCAAAAACAAGUCUUAAUACUGUUUGUUGCGGACUACUGAUGAUUGUUGCAGUCAAUUGUUUACACUGCAUCCUCUUUAUAGAAACAUACGAAAGAUGCUUGUAUUUAGAAAUCGUUAUUAAAAACCACAAAAAUGUCUUUGCACUAUACAAGCUGGAUGGCUCCCCGAGUAUGUACUUUAUAAAGUGGGUGCUUUGUACUCAACGUAAGUGUACUUUUGGAGAGGACGGGAGGAGCUGUUUUGUUUUGCUUUUUUACAGGUAGCAUCAGUCUGAGAAAAUAGCUGAUUGCUAUGUUGAUUUAUAUUAUGAAAAAAAUUAUCUGAGAAAAUAAAAAAAAUAUUUAAAUUUA
This is a messenger RNA of Anolis carolinensis (green anole), 7839 nucleotides long. It is a transcript of the gene gnal, whose product is annotated as G protein subunit alpha L. Gene Ontology annotation, biological process: adenylate cyclase-activating dopamine receptor signaling pathway; sensory perception of chemical stimulus. The record is from RefSeq and is a predicted model, not a curated record. The transcript has 12 exons. Gene Ontology annotation, cellular component: heterotrimeric G-protein complex. Bases 1515 to 2654 code for a protein of 379 amino acids. NCBI's taxonomy places the organism in Eukaryota, Metazoa, Chordata, Lepidosauria, Squamata, Anolidae. Gene Ontology annotation, molecular function: G protein-coupled receptor binding; GTP binding; GTPase activity.